AUGAAAAUUCUUGAGACCCAAAUCUCUCAAAUUGCCCAAUCAAGUUCUUCAUCCUCCCCUUCUUCAUCUUCUUCUUUACCUAGACAAGGUGUCAACCCCAAGUCUAUGUAUGCCAUUAAUACUAGAAGUGGGAAGAUCCUUGAGAGUGAUCUAAAUGUUGAGAAGAGUCCCGAUGUGAGGAUAGGACUUGAGGUUGAGGAUGAGUCAUCAAGAGAGAAUGAGAUUCUAGAGGGAAGUGCCGGAAAGAAUGAGAGGGAUGUAGUAAAGAGCUUGCAUGUUUCUAUACCCUUUGUGGAUGCUAUGAAAGAGAUGCCUCACUACUCUAAAUUCCUAAAAGACCUUUUGAAUGGAAGGAGAGAAGUUGAAACUCUUAACCUAACCGCAAAUUGUAGCUCUAUUCUCUCUAGUAAGCUACCAACCAAAUUGCAAGAUCCCGGUAGUUUUUCCAUCCCUUGUUCCAUCAAUGAGACUCAUUUGGGGAAGGCUUUGUGUGAUCUAGGUGCUAGCGUGAGCUUAAUGCCCUUUUCGGUCUACGAAAAGCUUAAUGUGGGAAACCUUUCACCUACAAACAUCACCCUCCAACUAGCGGAUAGGUCCACAAAAUUGCUUAUAGGGAAAGUUGAAGACAUACCCCUUAGAGUUGGUAAGUUCACUUUUCCGGUGGACUUUUAUGUUCUUGAGAUGGAUGAAGAUGAAAGAAUUCCUAUAAUUUUGGGUAGGCCAUUCCUAGCUACUUCUAAAGCAAUUAUUGAUGUCAAAGAAGUUAAGACGACCUUGAAGGUUGACGAUGAUUCUAUCGAAUUUGAUUUGAAUAAGUCAUUGUCAAUGCUAACCUCACUGAAGAGCAAACCUCCUCAUUGCUUAGUGUUUUAA
This is a messenger RNA of Chenopodium quinoa (quinoa), 873 nucleotides long. RefSeq lists its product as uncharacterized. The transcript has 3 exons. NCBI's taxonomy places the organism in Eukaryota, Viridiplantae, Streptophyta, Magnoliopsida, Caryophyllales, Amaranthaceae. The record is from RefSeq and is a predicted model, not a curated record. The coding region runs from base 1 to 873 and encodes 290 amino acids.